AUGAGGCUCUUAUUGAUAAGAUUUCAUAAGUCUAUAUAAAUCGCAUACUCCCGUCAAAUGUGGCCAUUAGUUACCAUCAAAAUGAGACUACUCGCGUUGUUCUUGAGCGUGGCGGUUGCCGUAGCGGUAGCCCUACCUAUCGAAGAGUUGGGACCAGAGAGUGUUCCGUUCGAGGAAUACGGCCAGGAGCAUAUCCCCAACGAGGAAAUUGGUGAGGAGUUCAUUCCCAACGAAGAUGAAGGAAUUGAACAUAUUCCUUACGAGGAUGAAGGAAUUGAACACAUGCCCGUAGAACAGUCCCCGUGGUCCUUGGUGCCUGACGGUAACGGUCACCUGCAUUUGGUGAACACCGAUCCCUACAACUUGGCUGGUCAGGAAGAACCUGAAGCAUAUUUCAACGCCGAUACCCAAACCAUCUUCCGACUGUUCACCCGCGCUAAUCGAAACACCAAUGGCCACGUGAUUCAGCUUGGUAACGCUGGAUCUUUGGGAAGUUUCUGGAACGGAGGUCGUCAGACUCGCUUAAUUAUCCACGGUUGGAACAACAAUGGAGGUUCGCCAGUUAAUACUCAGAUUCGUAACGCCUAUCUGGAUCGCGGAGACUUCAACGUGAUCACCGUCGAUUGGGGAGCAGGUGCCCAGAAUCCGAACUACCUGACUGCCCGUAACCACAUCAAUGCUGUUGGAGCCACCGUUGCUCGUUUCGUAGACUUUCUGAAUCAAAGCGGAGGCAUGUCCUUCAAUAACGUGUACAUCACUGGCCACAGUCUGGGAGGACACACCGCUGGUAUUGCUGGAAAGCGCGUAACCCGUGGACGUCUGCACUCGGUUAUUGCCCUGGAUCCUGCCCUGCCUUUGUUCUCGAUCAACGCACCAAACGAGCGUGUUGCUCCAACCGACGCCAACUACGUUGAGGUUAUCCACACCAAUGCUGGCCUGCUUGGAUUCGAUUUGCCGAUUGGACAGGCCGAUUUCUACCCGAACGGUGGACGCUCGCAGCCGGGAUGUGGCGUGGACGUGGCCGGAACUUGUGCCCAUAGCCGUGCCUGGGAGUUCUUCGCCGAAUCGGUUCGCACCGGACGGUUCAACUCGGUCCGUUGCGCCAACUAUGAUCAGAUCUUGAACAACAACUGCGUGUCGAGUGGUCCCAACAGAAAUAUGGGAGGAGAGCCGUCGAAUAUUGGAAUCGCCAGUGGAGUGUACCAUUUGACCACAAACGCCGGCAGUCCAUUCGCUCGAGGUUAAAUAUGUGUAAAUAAAUUAUGUGAUAAAUUUUAUAUUUGUCUACAUUUUUUCAUGACCAGCUUUCACUAGAUAUUAGAGAUUUGCAAAACGCGUAAUUAAAAUAUUUUGAAGUUAUAACAUAAA
This is a messenger RNA of Aedes aegypti (yellow fever mosquito), 1368 nucleotides long. Its product is annotated as phospholipase A1. Gene Ontology annotation, molecular function: lipase activity. NCBI's taxonomy places the organism in Eukaryota, Metazoa, Arthropoda, Insecta, Diptera, Culicidae. The transcript is spliced from 3 exons. Gene Ontology annotation, biological process: lipid metabolic process. Bases 58 to 1245 code for a protein of 395 amino acids. The record is from RefSeq and is a predicted model, not a curated record.